CUUUAUCUUGACACUCGGCUAUCGCACGCAUUGCACUACUGGCGCAUACCGCGCUAAUGGCGGCCAAACGUGCUCAGAAGAGUGCCCGAUCCGAUUGUAGGCCUAUCUUUCAUAUGAAUUUGUCAUCGAUAUUGUGAUAUUGAUUUUAUUCCAUAAAGUUGUGCAGUCCAAAAUGUGGCCCAAACUACUGGACAUGAGUAAGGAUGAAUGUAAGAGGUUACUGAGACGCAUUGAGUUGGAGGCAUAUGCUGGAAUUAUUAGUGCAUUCCGAGCUCAAGGAGAUCUGACAAAGGACAAGAAACAAAUUCUUGAUGAGUUAGCAACAACUCUGAGUAUUUCUACAGAGCGUCAUCGUGCUGAAGUAAGACGAGCAGUAAAUGAUGAGAAACUGUCUACAGUAGCUGAGAGGUUGAGUGGACCGAACAACUCUUCAGAAUGGGCAAUUGAAGGACGUCGUCUAAUUCCACUUAUGCCCAGACUUGUUCCUCAGACUGUCUUUUCCUUAACAGCCAACCAGGCUGCCAAUGCAGCAUUUAGUCAUAAUCUCACAUUACCGCUGCCAUCGCAAACAGCCAAAAAAGAAGCAUCAAGUGAAAAUAGCGUGAAGCUUCCAAGUCCGUCCUCUAAUGUGGUUGUUCUUCCCAGUGGUCUCUCCAUUCCCAUCAAAGGUGGACCUGAUGUAGAUGUAGAGAGUAUUCCAGCUAAGAAGUCCCGUCGUGACUCCAGCCAUCUUCAAUCCAAGGAGCCCAUUUCCUCCUCAGUUGCGCCUGUUCUGCAAACAUCUUUAUCACCGUCUUUGAGUGUGCCAAGCAUGUCAUUUACUAAAUCAACCACUGGGAAUACCAUCACAAGUAAUAGAUCGUCAAGCUUAUCAUCCAGUAAACACCAGGUGGGCUACAGUGCAGCAAUUAGUAAGCAACAGAGUCAUAGAUCGCUUGGAGGUCAAUCAAGUUCUGUUGGCCUGACUUCUUCACCCACCAACAAAUCUGGUGUUGGCCCUGCACAAUCUCCUCUCAAAUUCACUUACACCAAGACAGCAUCGAUGUCUGGGAAUACAGUGCCUACCUCUUCAGCUCAAAAGGUCAUUCUGGUGUCAAGCAGCUCGACGUCUUACACGCCGUCUAUCUUGCAGCGAUCUCAGAGUGUUCCUUCUGCAAAGCCUUCAUUUACCAAAGCUGGCACCAAGCAAUCUGUUAUAUUAACCAGUGUGAGUGGCCAAUCAUUCAGGCAGUCUGAGUCAGUAUCUGUUGGCAAACAUCCAGGUAUUGCUGCAGGCGCAAGACAGCAUACAGGCAUAUCCAAUACACCAUUAAUCAACAGGCAGAAAAUAGCAGUCUCAGGCAGACAAGGUGAGGCUAGUGGAAGUCGCAUUUCUACAUCUGACAUGAUGCCAGGGACAACUGCUGGUGGGGCUGGCGCAAGAAAGCAAUCGGGCAACGUGGGAUCCGUGUCAGCUGUGAAUAGCUCAAUUAUCACAGCAAGGACUACAGCAUCUGUCAUAAGUUCUCAGAUGACGUAUGUUGCCCCCAGUAUGGCUGGAAAACCAAGAGGAAGAGCUGUUAGUAAGCAGAAGCUCCAAAAACAAGUGAACAUGACCCCAACAUGUGGCAUUACAACCCCCACAGAAGAAGUAACAUCCAGCAAAAAACAGCCUGGAAAAUCUGACAUAGGAAUGAAGAUUCUAACUCAAUCUGUGACUGCUGGCACAAAACUACCAAGAUCAUCCAAUCAGUCGUCUCCAUUAGUUGAAAUGUCACACAAAGUUUCACUGGCAACUGGUACUAUUUCAACUGGAAAACCUGUAACUUCUGUGGCAGGUCACAAGGUCAUAAUCAGUUCAACUUCUGCUGGCGUUGUUCCACAUCAUGUUGCCGUGACAACACCUCUUAUCAGGACAAAGCCAAGUACAGUGAGCAGCAUGAGCAGUGUUAAUGCUAAGGUGGUGCAGGGUGGUACAGUGAACAUUGGAAGUGGAUCAAAGGUUGUGGUCACCAGUGCAGUGGUGAAUCAGAAGGUGAUACAAACUAUCAAAGCAACAACAACUGCCAAUGUCAGUCAGACUGUGACAAGUAUAGUUGGAAGCAAGUCAAGCAUGCUUCUUCACAAAUCUUAUACGCAAGGAUCUCAAGUAGUCAUCUCAGAUCCCUCCAAGAGCCCACAGGCACAUGUCACAAGUUCACUUUUGCAACGGCCAAAAAUCUCUAUGGUGUCUGCUGCUCCAACUUCUACAACAGCUCCAAGCUUCUUGUCAGCAGGUAUCUGUUUUCCUUCACCUCAAAAUACAAGCAGUAUUGCUAUGACAUCAGUAAAAUCUUCAGGCUCUAGAGGAAUGAGGAGUCCAAUCACCAUGGUUACACCUGGCAGUUUGCUAAGUCAGAAACGGUCAGUUGGAUCAGUGUCUCCAAACACACUACAAAGUAGUGGGAAUACAAGAGUAGUGGAAGAUGUGCAGAGUGGCAGACAAGGAAGAGAUUACUCAGGUAGUUUCACAAGAGGACUUCUUGGUAGUUACCCCCAUCCCAACAAUGAAUGGAUUGAUUAUGAUGGAAGUCCACCUGAUUCAUCUGCAUCAUCUGCAAUUAAGGCACUUCUUGAAUUCAGAUCACACCCCGAUGCACAGAAACAUUCCCAGACUAUUGAUCUAAGUCACAUUGGCUCCAAAUCGGCUAGUAAGACUACAUCACUGCUUACCAUGCCAUCUACCCAGCUAACAACAGCUCCUUCAAGAUUAACUCAUCGUGCAUUACUGACAACUAGAGUGCCCCAGCCAGCAACUGAUAUGCCUACCUUAGGAUCUCCAGCUGGAGAUGUUUCACAGUCUUCUCCAACUUUGUUGACAAACAUACAGAGCAGACUGAAAAAGGCUUUGAUGUCAGAUAGACCAGAAAAGCCAGCAUCAGCUGCUUCCUUUCUCCAAUCAGCUACUGCGGAAGUUGAAAAAGCUUUUCAAGAGCAGAGCAAAAUCCAUCCAGCGAAACAAGACGUGUCUUUAAAGGAAACUGUGCUUAGCUGUUCCCAGGAUGAAAGAGCAAGUUCUCCAAGUAGACAGUCAAAUAGUCAUAUCCACAUGAAGGGACAAUCCCAGAAAGGCAAGAAGGAAUCACAAGAAGUCACCAUUGAAGAUCAAGGUGUUGUCACUGAUCGAGUCAAUGUCUCAUCAGAAGAAGUAUCAUCAUUUGUUGAUCAGUUUGAACAAUUCUUAGAAAGUGAAGGAAUAGAGGAGGUUAGUGAAAUUCAGGAAAAGAGUCAAAGUGACCAUGUAGCUAUGCAGAAGUCAUCCGUAUCAAAAAAGACUGGACAAUCCACUGAUUCUUUUAAAUCAUUGUCUGAAGUGUUAUCAUCAACACCUGCUGGUUUGUCAGACUGUGUAUCCAGUGGAAGUGUUGCUACUGACUUUGCCUUACCAUCAUGGAGAAAGAAAACAGAUUUUGAAACAUUGACUUGUGGUCAGAAGGGAGCAGCAAGUGUUGUUAUGGAAUCGACUUCAGUUGACAUUUCACAAAUGAAGUUGGAAGAUUUCACAAGUCAGAGACUUCAAGAUUCUGAAGAUGUUGAUGAUGAGAAACAGAGUAAUACAAGCUUGGAGUCCAGUCCAGUAAAAAUAACAGGAAGUUGUGUUAAUGUUUGUGUGAGUGCUGGAACUGGGCUUGGAUCUGAAGAAACACAGGGUGUACGGAUUAGUAAUCGAAAGCGUAAAGCACCAGCACCCAUUGAUGAGGAACCUGGACCAACUAGCAUGUCUAGCUGGGCAAGGGCAGCUUUCAAUUUGUUGCAGCGGGUGAUGAGGUUUAGAGGUGCCAAUCGAUCAAAGGGAGACUUGAAUGCAGCAUCUUGGUUUACAAGGCCAGUUGCAGCAUCUGAAGCACCAGGUUACAAUCGAGUCAUCAAAUACCCAAUGGACUUCGGAACUGUAAAGAGAAAAUUGGAGAAUGGACGGUAUGACAAUUUUGCUGACUUUCACAAUGAUAUGAUGCUGGUACACAAUAAUUGUGUACAGUAUAAUCCUCCAGGCCAUGAGAUAAGAAGAGAUUGUGAAGAGGUGUUUCAGUUCUACACAGCUGAGUACAAAAAGUUAAUAGAACGUUGGGAAAAGCUUUCUCCCAAAAAGCCGAAGGUUGAAGAUCAACGCUCUGACAAGGGUAAAUCCAUAGCAUCAAGAUCAAUUAUUCUGUAAUAAAAAUCUGGUUGUGAUCAAAAUUUCAAUGCCCAAUAGUCCUCUAACUUUGGAGUGUCGAGAGUUUCAGAUUUACAGUCAAGAGUUGAAAUUUGGUAAUAUUUUGUUUGUAUAUUUGCACUAGGAAGAUUAAAUUUGGGAGAUUAAGAAUAUGACAGAUUAUGCAUUACCAGUGUCAGCCUCAUCCACUUCGUCGAGAUUUCAGUGGUAAUGUUUAAUUGCACAAAUGGUACUUCGUGUCCAGUAAGUGCAAAUUGUCUUCGUAUGAAGGUUAUAUAUUUGAUAAUUUUUCUUGCUCUUCAAGUAUGUCUUGAUGUAUUUUUAAAAUUAAGUUUGCCCUUUACCAACCGUAAUUUGUAUAGAACAUGUAAAAUUGGCAGUUCUGUAAUUUGAAUGCACAUUUUAAAUUAGUGCAUGUGUUGAUAUUAAGCUACCAAAAAUUUCUCUGCUUUUCUUGUGUAUGUAUAAUUUAGGACAAACAGCUUUCUGCUGUUGUAAUUUUGUACAGUGAACAUGUAUUGCUUCACUGUCACCAUCCCAAUAAUUUUACACAAUAUGACAGAAAAACCCAAAUUUUUAUUUAAAACAGUUAGCUAAAUUGGAAUAUCUGAGGAAUGAGGAGAAAAUUAUAUUUGUAACCAGAUUGAGUCCAAGGCCAUGGGUUUUUUAUAAAACAGACCAGUUAUAUCUACGCACGGCAAAAGUAGUGAUUGCGCGGGUAAUUAAAAUGACCUCUGACACAGACUGCAUAUACUGCGACGAGACACCGUACU
Acanthaster planci (crown-of-thorns starfish) is the source of this 4947-nucleotide messenger RNA. RefSeq lists its product as uncharacterized. Gene Ontology annotation, molecular function: protein binding. Lineage: Eukaryota; Metazoa; Echinodermata; Asteroidea; Valvatida; Acanthasteridae. The record is from RefSeq and is a predicted model, not a curated record. Gene Ontology annotation, biological process: regulation of DNA-templated transcription. Gene Ontology annotation, cellular component: nucleoplasm.